AUGCUGGAGGAUGAGAAGGAAUAUUGGAUGACCAUUAAGCAGUUUUGGCGGGAGGAGGAUUUAUCGUGCAAGAUUGAUGGUCCUGCAACUGCACUUGAAGGUACUAUUUAUCGAGGUGAAUCCAGGAAUCUGAUUGGUCGCCAGCUUGUCAGUGCAACAUCCGCAAUUGCUCCAUCGCUCACUCCCAACGUGUCGCGAUCUUCUGCUACUCUUGACUCGGUCACGCUUAUGGAUCUGUUAUCGGUCCUACCGGGCUUCCAAACACGAUCAUACGCUCAUAUCAUACCCCCUCUCGAGCGAAGCAAAAUUACUCUCGUCGACCUCAUCACCCUCGAUAAUCUCGAAAUCGCGAAACGUGCUCAUGUUCCCCCCACAGAUCUUCGCCGGUUAACCACUCAUGUUGUCAAGGCGUUGCACAAAGAUGUUGGAUUUGAAGAGGCUUGUGAUGCGGACAAUGUUGACGAGCCGAGCUCUAGCAACAACAUCGAAAAGUCUCUCAUCCCUGGUCCGUCGACCAAGCUAGACUUGUCACGAUGGAGUGCGAUUAGCACUUUGGACCCUGCCUUGGAUGAACUACUCAAUGGCGGUCUUCCGACCGGCUAUUUGACCGAGGUGACUGGAGAAAGUGGGAGCGGCAAGACGCAAUUCCUCCUCAGUCUCCUUCUAGCGGUGCAACUUCCAGAACCUCGAGGUCUUGGGAAAGGCGCAAUAUACAUCUCAACGGAGGCUCCGUUGGCGACAUCGCGGCUCUCACAGCUCUUGGAGUAUCAUCCAUACCUUUCGGACCUCCCGAAAGACCGCGCCCCGACACUGGAUAACAUCCUCUCCAUCAACGCGAUGGACCUGGAAUCCCAAGACCAUAUCCUCAACUACCAGUUGCCCGUUGCGAUUACCCGCUACGAUGUCGGCCUCGUGGUCAUCGACUCGAUAACCUCCAACUACAGAGCAGAACAUACAUCUCACAACGUUUUGGGCCUGUCCACACGAUCCGGGGAACUAGCAAGGCUGGGCCAGAUGCUGCGCAACUUAGCCGUCGCAAAGAAUAUCGCGAUUGUUGUUGCAAAUCAAGUUUCCGACCGCUUCGAUCCUCUCGAGGAUAACGCAGCAUUACGGCGCGCCGCCGCAUACGGAAAUACUAUUGUCUCAUCCUCGCCCGUAUCGACACAACAACAACCGACGACACCUCUACACCGCGAUUCAGCCAUCGCUUCACCUCUUCCCGCUGCCCGAUCCAGGCCUCCAGAGUCUGGCAAUGCCGAACUAUCCCCUCAUAUCACGAUCGCACCACCGUCCUCAUCCCCAGCCUUCCCCUCCUCGCCGUUCCUCGCGGACGACAACCCGUCCGAGCAGCAGCCGCAAGACUUUGACGGGUCGUACCUGAUCGGCAACCCUGUGCGCAAUGAGCUACUGAGCCUAAUGCACCAGCAACGAUUCUUCACUGGGUGGGGUGAUACGCCGCAGGCUGCCGCGCCGCCUUCACCAUACUACUUCUCUCGACAGUCGACGCACAAGACGCCCGCGCUGGGGUUUGUCUGGUCGUCCCAGAUAGCGUGCAGGAUUGCCCUGAAGAAGGAGGAGAUCGCGACCACCCUCGAUCCUACUUUCGAGCCAAAGAGCCCAGACCUGUUGUCACCAGAUUCAGAGCCGCACGAAGCAACUAGACCGACGCCAGACAGUAAGGAGCAACAAAGCGAUCACCGCGUCUUGGAAACAAGCUUAGAUGUCCUACCCGUACGGCAACGGAUCACGCCCCAACCGGCACCACCGGACAUAAUCCCCCCUCGCACGCUCCGAAGAACUAUGAAACUGGUCUUUGCGCCUUGGACCGCCGGGAGGGUGACGACUACUGUCGGCAAGGACGGGAACUCUACCGUUCACGUCCAAGAUGAGGUUGAAUAUACCAUCUGGAAGGGAGGUUUGAGGAGUGUGGAAGCGCAAGAGUAG
Aspergillus fumigatus Af293 is the source of this 1944-nucleotide messenger RNA. RefSeq names its product putative DNA repair protein (Rad57). NCBI's taxonomy places the organism in Eukaryota, Fungi, Ascomycota, Eurotiomycetes, Eurotiales, Aspergillaceae. Gene Ontology annotation, molecular function: ATP binding; double-stranded DNA binding; single-stranded DNA binding. Gene Ontology annotation, biological process: mitotic recombination; DNA recombinase assembly; DNA repair. The record is from RefSeq and is a predicted model, not a curated record.